AUGACAUUUAACAAAUGUUUAACUGCUGAUAGCAACAGAAGUAGUUCUGUAAUUAAAAUUGAAGAAACAAAGAGUUCACUUAUUAAAAGUGAUAUAAACUGGGGCUUGACUCGUUUAGGUUCUUAUUCAAGUCAAGUCACUCGAGUAAGUCAAGUGAAGUUAAGUAGUCAAGUCAAUUUGGGGUUGUACGAUGACAAGGGUGCUUGUGAAUAUCGCCUUGCCAAUUAG
Clunio marinus is the source of this 228-nucleotide messenger RNA. Lineage: Eukaryota; Metazoa; Arthropoda; Insecta; Diptera; Chironomidae. The record is from the annotation of a GenBank genome assembly.